UCGUAAGCAAAAGUAUUGCAGGAAGAUCGUUUAACGUCAAACCCACAUCAAGUUUGGAGAGAAGUCCGAUCGAAAUCAUGGCCAACAACAACCCAUGGCUUUACGCAGGCCUUUCCUCCUCAUUCCCAAAUAUCGAAAAAGCAGACAACAACAAAACAAGGAUAUGCCUGCCAACGCCAGAUCCAUGGGACUCUCCAAAAGAAACACCACCUCAAUCUUGCAAAACGUUCAUGAAACCUUCAUCACCGUCAACAACAACAUCACUAGAUGAAACACCGAUCUCAGAAGCUCAACAAAACUCAAUCAUGGUCUUCAGAUACAAAGAGAGAAUCUAUGCGAUCGAACAGGCUUGUCCGCAUCAAGCUUAUCCAUUGACUAGGGCUUCAUUGUCAGAUAUCGAGGAUUUUGGCAUUGUGUUGUCGGUGGGGAUUACGUGUCCGAAGCAUGGGUGGACGUUUGAUUUGCAUACAGGAGAGGCGGAUGUGAGUCGGUAUAAGCUGGGACUCUAUGAGGUAGAGAUGAGAGAUGGUGAAAAUGAUGAUGAGCAAGUUUGGGUCAGGAAGAAGGAGAGAAAGCGGAUUGGUUGAGGAGGGAGGCUAACGCGAAAGGUUAUGCGUGUUGAUAUGGCAACUGCAAAGCAGAUUGGUAUUGUUCAUCAUCUGGAUCACUAUUCCAGAUACUCGACUGUUCUCUGCCUUGGUCUCUAUUGAUCCCGAUGCCUUCCGCCUGAGUUACCGAACCAUGAGUCGCAAAGAUACUGUAAUUAUCGGUUUACGCAUGACUUUCUGGGAACUGUGCUGCAUGAAUCACAAGGGGCAUCAUCGCGGACCUUCCAGCAAGUUCCCACUUGAAUCCGUUUGGCACCGACCGAGGACAGGAUCUCGUCGCAGCCUGGGUGUCAGUUUCUACGGCACCAGUGUUGAUCAGCUUUGUCUAUGGCGAGGAAGAGAGAAGCACAACAG
Aureobasidium pullulans EXF-150 is the source of this 962-nucleotide messenger RNA. RefSeq lists its product as uncharacterized. The coding region runs from base 78 to 587 and encodes 169 amino acids. The record is from RefSeq and is a predicted model, not a curated record. The transcript has a single exon. Gene Ontology annotation, molecular function: 2 iron, 2 sulfur cluster binding. Lineage: Eukaryota; Fungi; Ascomycota; Dothideomycetes; Dothideales; Saccotheciaceae.